Aureobasidium musti is the source of this 918-nucleotide messenger RNA. The record is from the annotation of a GenBank genome assembly. NCBI's taxonomy places the organism in Eukaryota, Fungi, Ascomycota, Dothideomycetes, Dothideales, Saccotheciaceae.
AUGGGCUUCCGCGACUCCUUCAAAGACCUCCAGAACAAAGCCCAACAAGCCAUGAACGGCGGGCACGCCCCUCCAAUCCCCUGGUCCAGCAAACCCAGCUCCUCAUCCGCCUCUGCACAACAACAACCCCAAGCCCCUCCCUACUGGUCACCGCAAUGCCAACCACACAUCCCCGUCUCCACUCACUUCCACCACGAACAAGGAAACUGGGGCUGGGGCAACAACGAAUCCCAAAACUACGUCGAUGACACUGCAAACAGCUUCCACACCCCCGAUGGCGCAUUAGUGGUUCACGCAAUCAUAAACCACUCCCACNNCCCUUCCCCAGACAGAAAGUUUACUUCUGCGAGAUUGUCUUCGCAUCAGACGUUAAGCCGUUGCAGAGGUAGUUUGUCUGCGAGGAUUACUGCACCGGUAGCGAAAGGCAUUUGGCCUGCGUUUUGGUUGUUGCCGCAGGAUCCGUUUACGUGGCCCUAUGAUGGCGAAAUGGAUAUUUUCGAGGCGUGGAAUGGAGACAAGACUAAUCAUACUUGUAUGCACUGGGGCCACUUCAACGGUGAAGACCACGACAAGCACAGAGUGGUGGAAACGCCUAUCCCUGCUAUUGACUCUCCUCACGGUAUGAGGUUUGAUUUCGCUUGGGACGAAGAUGAGAACACGAGACAGGGCAGAAUGGUGUGGUAUAUCGAUGGCAGACCUGUCAUGAAAGCAAGCAAACCUGCUGGCACAAGACCCAUGAGGGAUUUCAGAAUCUUGAUCAAUAUUGCUGUCGGUGGAAAUGUGUGUCAAGGCGUCAUGCCAGAAAAUGGCACGUAUGAGUUUAUCAUCAGAGAUCUCGCUAUGUGGGAUGCUCCGCCUGGUGGUUGGGACAGAUUUGGUAGGGAUUGGAACAGCACGAGGGAGGGCCAUGGUAUGUAG